Messenger RNA from Eimeria acervulina, 1533 nucleotides. RefSeq lists its product as hypothetical. Bases 1 to 1533 code for a protein of 510 amino acids. The transcript has a single exon. NCBI's taxonomy places the organism in Eukaryota, Apicomplexa, Conoidasida, Eucoccidiorida, Eimeriidae. Gene Ontology annotation, molecular function: transcription cis-regulatory region binding. Gene Ontology annotation, cellular component: nucleus. Gene Ontology annotation, biological process: regulation of transcription by RNA polymerase II. The record is from RefSeq and is a predicted model, not a curated record.
AUGAGGGGCCUCUGGGGCCCCCAGAUUGCUGGGGCCCUCCGGCAGCAGAAGCCGGGGGGCCCCUUAGCCUGCAGCACAAGAGCUGCCGCUGCUGCUGCUGCUGCCUUCGUCUAUUAUCCCUUGGGGGGCCCCCUCUUAGAAGCAUAUCCUGCAACUGGAAGCCUUCGUGCUGCUGCUGCUGCUGCUACAGUUGCUGCUGCUAAUAGUUCAGGGCACAGGUGCAGUAGCACAUCGAUCCGUUCCCUCUCGCGUUCUGCUGCUGCUGCUGCUGCUGCUGCUCCUUCUCCGAGACCGGCUUCUGGCAGUCACGAUGAUGGGUGCAGCAGCAGCACUUGCGCUCCGCUUGGGGGGCCAGCAGCAGCAGCAACACACCGUAUGGGUUCUUCUGUGCCUUCGCAGCAGCAAGAGCAGCAGCCAGCAGCAGCAGCAACACACUAUAUGGGUGCUUCUGUGCCUUCGCAGCAGCAAGAGCAGCAGCUGCAGCAGCAGAUGCAUCAGCAGCUUCUGCAGCAGCAGCAGUGGUUGUUCAGCACGCCAGAAAGCGAAGUGCUGAAGAAGCAGCCGCUGCGGAGUGCCUCAGCAGCAGCAGCAGCAGAGGAGGAAGUGCUGCUGACGCCAGAAGACUGUAUAGAGUUUUUCAAGCUGCAGCAAGGCACGAUGCGCCCUGAGCGCUAUUUGCUGCUGCUGCAGCAGCUGCAGCAAGCUCUUCACUACCAGGAAAGCACCAGCACCAGCAGCAGCAGCAACAGCAGCAGCAGCAGCAGCAGCAGCAGCAGGAAGCGGAGCAAGUUCAUAGAAGAAGACGUUGCUGUUUCCUUUCAGAGGUGGCUGAUGCUACGAGUAGAUGCAAUCCCUGCUCCCUUGCUGCUGAAGUGUUUGCUGCUGCUUGAGCAGCUGGGGAUGUGCAGCAGGCUGUUGCUGCAUGCAGCUGCUCCUUUGCUGCUGCUGCAGCUGCCGCAGCUGCGACUGCACGGUGCCCUUCAGAUGCUGCAGCUGUAUGUACACCGCAAAGCAGCAAAGCCCCAACUAUGCGUGCAGCUAGCUGACUGGAUUGCUGCAUCAGGCGCCUCCAGCCUCCAAUAUUGGCAGCAGCAUCAGCAGCACGAUCAGCAGCAGCAGCAGCAGCAGCACGGUCAGCAGCAACAGCAGCAGCAGCAGCAGCAUGAGCAGUUGCAUAACCAGCACGGGGAGCACCACCUCCAUGCGGGGCAGCAGCAGGACUCGAGGGAAGUGCAGCAAAACCAGCAACACCAGCAAGAUCAGCAGCAGCAGCAGCAGCAGCAGCAGCACGCAACGCAGCUGCAGCAGCUGCCUUUAUCUGUGUUAGCUGGGGCCUGUGAAGUCGCGGCGAAGAUGCCCGUAAGCCAGCGGGUGCUGCUGCAAGGUAAGGGCACGCCAGCAGCAGCAGCAGCAGUAGCAGCAGCAGCAGCAACAGUCUCUACUGAGCAACAGUCUCUGCUGCAGGAGUGCUGUAGUAGUAUUAGACACAAAAGCAGCAGCGACAGCAGCAGCAACGACAGCACCAGCAGCUAA